Messenger RNA from Diaporthe amygdali, 2364 nucleotides. RefSeq lists its product as uncharacterized. Lineage: Eukaryota; Fungi; Ascomycota; Sordariomycetes; Diaporthales; Diaporthaceae. The record is from RefSeq and is a predicted model, not a curated record. The transcript has a single exon. The coding region runs from base 1 to 2364 and encodes 787 amino acids.
AUGACACACCAGCUUGCACUUAGACAGGACGAGGCCAGGUUGGAGACAAGCGUCUCGACCUUCCUUCAGGACCCAGCCGAAUGGAAGAGCCGCCUCAACAGGAUUGCCUACAAGGGAAUCAACUGGACCGAUCUGGACCACUGGCUCUGGAUUCUUGGGGCCGAGGACACAGAUGCCAAGGUCGAGAGGUUCAUUUCUACAGACCGCCAUAAGCCAAUAUUUUUGCUUAUGGCAAUCCUGAGGACAGACGAACACAUGCGCAAGGGCUCAUCAUUAGUGAGCCUGUAUGAUUACAUCGCGAGGACCUACUUCCGGUCGGAUCCCAUAUUCCGGCAAGAACUCCCUAAAGGAGCACUGCGGCGUUCGUUGGACGACGCUUUCAACAUGACACCAACGCAUUUUAUGCUCUUAAUUAAGCGAGUGGUGCACCACUGCCUGAAAACGUGGCCUUCGUCUAUAGUCACAAUCGCCAGGUUGGUAGUCAGCUACUUGCGGACCAUCCCAGCCGACGCUACGCCCAACAAACCCAAUCGCCGCACAGGCUAUGCGCACCAGUGCAGAAUAUUCAACCAUGCACUAUGCAGCUUUCGCAGAGUCUCAUCUCUCAGUCCACUAGACAACCUACAGUACAACUGGAAAGCGCAGAAAAUCUUGCUGGGCUUCUCUGCCGGCCUGCGCCGCCCGCUGGUCAUCAAUAGGUGGAGUUACAGGGCCAUCAGGGUCGUGUUGCUCGGGUUGAAGAAGUCACAAGCAGAGAAGAGAACUGCUGUUCGCCAUGCAAAGACCUGGCCGCCGUACAGGAAACGAUUGGAUGGCACAGAGGAGAGAGAGGACCCCGAGCAGUGGCUCAGCAGAAGCGUCAGGGCCGGCAUCCUCAAGAGACAAGAGGGAUAUUCCGAUAGCACGUUGGACCAUGCGCUUGACUCUCUAGGCGGAGCCGCCCUGCAGGAUUCCAUCACAGUGCAGACACGCUCGGGAGCACCAAGAGUCUGGUCUGGAAAUCGCAUGUCAUUGUCGGUCUUCUCGGCUUGGGCUGCCAAUGUGAAGGCGACCCGAAACGCGUACGAGGCCUGGCAAAUGUGUCAAGAACCACCACUGCCCAAUCUCAAACCCAAUUUCCAGGUUUACGCCGAGAUGUUCUCGAAGCUUUUCUCCGCGGAGAUCGACUACACGUCUUCGAUUCUUCCAGGAGCCGCCAAGGAGGUCUUUCCGCCGCACCAUGUGAAUCUCACAGAGUUUGAACGCGAGCGGUUGCGUCCGUUGUCUGUGGAUGAGCUGUACGAGAGGAUGCUGAGGGAUGGAAAUAGACCAGUCAAGCACUGUCUCACCCUACUAGUCCGUAACGCGUCGACAGUGGAGAAGGCUGCACAGUACCUUCUUGACAGUCCUCUGGACAAACGAGCUGUCGAGGACAUGACGAAAGCACUCAACCCUAUCUACGACAGCCUGAAGCAGAUUCCCGUACGCGUCUUUCAUGCCUACGUAGGGCUGCUUUGCUCCCGACAAGCGCGUCGGCGAUGGGCCCACAACCCCAACGCCGCGAAACACCAGCCGCAACCACAAGUCCUCGCGAAGUACGAUCAUUUGAAGCGGGCAAUCCAGCUUGUGUGCACUCGCUCGGGGCCAAGGAGGGCUCCAGCGCCAGCGCCCUGGCACACGGUCAUGCAAGCGUUGGCCCACCGCAAACUCGUUCUCAGGCCCUGGUGUAGCCAGGAGGAAGACAAUGUGGAGGCCUUGAGGACGAUGCUGUCGCUCUUUGACGCUUAUAAAAUGAGUGAAGGCCUACAUCCCAUUCCUUUCGACUGCCUCGCCCGUUGUACCUGGAAAGCCCUCGGAGAUGAAGGGACAGCUUGUGGGCCGGCAAAGAAUGCGCAGGAGCUCAUCGCAACUGCCCACCAGACUCUCAAGUCCACGCUGAGGGAGCUGACAUCGCCGGUUCAGGCGCCCAGCGACAGCGUUGCGGAGUCUCUACCUCCCCUGUACCACGAGCUCAGCGCGGCGCACAUCCAGACGUACCUGGAGACGCUGGCGCGACUGGGAGAUGUCGACGAGGCGGUUCAGCUCAUCGAGUGGGUGCUGACGUCGUGGGACCAGAACUCUGCCAUCCUGGAGCACGCGAGGGAUCCGGACCACAAGCAGUGGGCGAUGCUGGGCGAGGCGUUUGUCUGCUUCCGGGCGUUUGCAGAGGGGCGUGUCUCGGACGAGAUCAUGAGCAGGAUCGAGGCGAGGUUCGAGGAGCUCAAAGGCAAGGGCUCGACUUGGUUAUGGCCGCAGGACGAAGAUGUUUACGAGUAUGUCGAGGGAAAACGUGGGCACGGUCGAGCAGGGUCGAAUGGGCAGGGAGAGUAUGUGUACGAGAGAUGA